AUUCUUAAACCCUAAGAGCGUGUCGAUAAAAAAAACCAAACACGAAAGCUGCAACAUCGAUCGACAUCAAUCUUCUCUUAGUAGAUCUCGUUCUCGCUCUAUAGCAAAUAUGAGACCUCCCAAAACAGGACGUGGUGGUGGUGGUAGUGGCGGUGGAAGAGGUUUAGCCAGAGGCGGUGGAGUAAGUUCCACAAGAGGCCGCGAAAGUGGCCGUGGAAGAGGGCCAGGAAGAGUAAAAGGUCGUGAAAGUGAAUCCGGCAGUGGAAUUAAGGGAGGAAGCAAAGUGUUAGUGACACCACACAGGCACGCAGGAGUGUUUGUUGCCAAAAGUAAAGCAGAUGCUCUUGUCACCAAGAACUUAGUUCCUGGUGAAAUCAUUUACAAUGAGAAGAGAAUCUUUGUUCAGAAUGAAGACCGAUCUACAGUUGAAUACAGAAAACCUGGUGUUAAAGUUCUUUACCUUGGUGCUUCUUCUGGAUACACUGUAUCUCAUGUCUCUGACAUUGUUGGUCCAGAGGGAUGUGUUUACGCUGUUGAGCAUUCUGAUAUAUGUGGUAAAGUUUUGAUGAACAUGGCGGAGAAGAGAACUAAUGUUAUACCUAUCAUUGAAGAUGCUAGAGAUCCUGCCAAGUACAGAAUGCUUGUGGGCAUGGUUGAUGUCAUAUUCUCUGAUGUUGCUCAGCCAGAUCAAGCUAAGAUAUUAAGUCUCAAUGCUUCUUAUUUCCUCAAAUCUGGUGGUCACUUUAUGAUCUCUAUAAAGGCGAAUUCUAUAGACUCAACAAUUGCAGCAGAAACAGUGUAUCAGAUGGAAGUGGAGAAGCUGCAAAUGGAAGAGUUGAGACCAACAGAGAUAUUGCAUCUUGACUCUUGUGAGGAAAAGCAUGCUUGUGUUUUUGGUGGAUAUCGCUUGCCUAGGAAGCAAAAAGCUGAUUCUGCUGUUUAAUUAGGAAUCUAAUCUCUAUACUUAGUUUGUGAUUAUUAUAAGAUUUUUCAUAUACAUUCAUGACGCUUUAUUUAUAAAAAAAAAGUUAUUUG
Messenger RNA from Arabidopsis arenosa, 1035 nucleotides. The record is from the annotation of a GenBank genome assembly. NCBI's taxonomy places the organism in Eukaryota, Viridiplantae, Streptophyta, Magnoliopsida, Brassicales, Brassicaceae.